This is a messenger RNA of Choloepus didactylus (southern two-toed sloth), 1949 nucleotides long. RefSeq names its product KH RNA binding domain containing, signal transduction associated 3 (gene KHDRBS3). Gene Ontology annotation, biological process: regulation of alternative mRNA splicing, via spliceosome. Gene Ontology annotation, molecular function: mRNA binding. The record is from RefSeq and is a predicted model, not a curated record. The coding region runs from base 377 to 1417 and encodes 346 amino acids. NCBI's taxonomy places the organism in Eukaryota, Metazoa, Chordata, Mammalia, Pilosa, Megalonychidae. The transcript has 9 exons. Gene Ontology annotation, cellular component: nucleus.
GCUUCUCCGGCGCGGCGCGGCUGGCGGGGCUCGCGGGGACUGCCUCAGGGGCGCGGACCGCGCCGCCCGGCCCGGCCCGAGGCACCGCCACAGCGCGCCCGCCCGCACCCGCUCCUCCUCGGCGGCGGCGGGAGCGCAGGACCGCAUCCGGGAGGCAGCGGCUGCCGGCGCGGGGCACUCGGCGGCCACCGGGGACCCGGGCUGCGCGGCCGUCGCCCGCCUCUGUGCAGCCGCCGCCGCCGGCCGCCCGCCCGGCUUGUCCCGCCGCGCACGGGUCCGCGCCGCCGGGGGCGCGGGCGGAGGCGGGGUCCCGCGGCCGCCGCCCGGCCGCCGGGCCGCCUCGAGUCGGCGUCCCGGACCCCGGCGGCCGGCGAGCAUGGAGGAGAAGUACCUGCCGGAGCUGAUGGCGGAGAAGGACUCCCUGGACCCCUCCUUCACGCACGCUCUGCGGCUGGUGAACCAGGAAAUAGAAAAGUUUCAAAAAGGAGAAAGCAAGGAUGAAGAAAAGUACAUUGAUGUGGUGAUUAACAAGAACAUGAAGCUGGGACAGAAAGUGUUAAUUCCAGUAAAGCAGUUCCCUAAGUUCAACUUUGUGGGGAAACUUUUGGGUCCACGAGGCAAUUCUCUGAAGCGUUUACAAGAAGAAACCUUGACAAAAAUGUCCAUCCUUGGAAAAGGUUCCAUGCGAGACAAGGCAAAGGAAGAAGAGUUGAGGAAAAGUGGGGAAGCAAAGUACUUCCACCUGAAUGAUGACCUCCAUGUCCUCAUUGAAGUCUUUGCCCCUCCCGCAGAAGCGUAUGCCCGGAUGGGACAUGCCUUGGAAGAAAUCAAAAAGUUCCUCAUUCCUGACUAUAAUGAUGAAAUCAGGCAGGCACAGCUCCAGGAAUUAACAUAUUUGAAUGGUGGUUCAGAAAACACAGACGUCCCAGUAGUUCGAGGGAAACCCCCUUUGCGUACAAGAGGUGUACCAACUGCGUCAGUAACCAGGGGAAGGGGAGGAGUCACAGCCCGGCCGGUUGGAGCUGGGGCGCCACGAGGGACAGCAGCUCCCCGGGGUGUCCUUCCCGCCCGAGGGCCGGUGAGUCGGGGCCGCGGGCUGCUCCCUGCCAGAGCGAGAGGCGUCCCCUCGGCCGGGUACAGGCCUCCACCGCCACCUCCUGCGCAGGAGACCUACGGGGAGUAUGACUAUGAUGAUGGAUAUGGUACUGCUUAUGAUGAACAGAGUUAUGAUUCCUACGAUAACAGCUACAGCACCUCAGUCCAAAGUGGUGCUGAUUACUAUGAUUAUGGACAUGGGCUCAAUGAGGAGACUUACGAUUCCUACGGGCAAGAGGAGUGGACUAAGUCAAGGCACAAGGCCCCUUCCACAAGGACAUCGAAGGGAGUCUACAGAGACCAGCCCUACGGCAGAUACUGAUUGUACUGUCUGAUGUUGUGAAAUAGCCAAUCUCCACCAGUCCUGUAUACUGUUCAAAGUAAUUUUUUUCUAUGAACACUCCCUUUUUAAUAAAUCAAAUGCUUAAAAUCGGAAUGGAUGGAACUUAAAAACUACUUUGUUGAAACAUCGACCUCUGGGCAGAAAGAAAAAAAAAAGACAUGUAAAAUUUUGUUAUUUCCAGUCUGUAUAUGAAAAAUAGGUUAUCAAAAGGAAAAAAAAUAACUUUGAUUAACUAGUGUUAAACAAAACAAAAAUAGGUUUACUAAAUAUGUUAAUCCAUUCUCUUAAUCUAAGUCUCACCUUUCAUUUUAAAGGUUUCCGUAGAGUUUAGUUAUUUUAUCUUUCAGGCAUAUGCUAGUUUUUUUUUUUCCUCUUGCCAACAUGCGUAAAAAGGGAAACCAAUUACAAGUGCAAAUAAUGUGGUAUUCUUUUGUAACUCAAGUCUUGAAAUGUUCUGUAGUGUUAAGCAAAGUCACCUCUUGCUUGAUACUAAAUAAACUUUUGAAAGAAA